Messenger RNA from Panicum hallii, 849 nucleotides. RefSeq lists its product as uncharacterized. Gene Ontology annotation, biological process: telomere maintenance; DNA repair. Lineage: Eukaryota; Viridiplantae; Streptophyta; Magnoliopsida; Poales; Poaceae. The record is from RefSeq and is a predicted model, not a curated record. The transcript is spliced from 3 exons. Bases 1 to 849 code for a protein of 282 amino acids. Gene Ontology annotation, molecular function: DNA helicase activity.
AUGUUAGCUGAGCUCAUAAAAGUAUCUGCACUAAUAAUAUGGGAUGAAGCACCCAUGACACAUCGACAUUGCUUUGAGGCACUAGAUAGAACCUUGCGAGAUAUACUUUCUGAAGAGAAACUCGCCAAUGCUAUUGUUCCAUUUGGUGGCAAACCUGUUGUUCUUGGUGGUGAUUUUCGCCAAAUUUUACCUGUUGUUUGCAAAGGAUCACGUUCUGUGAUUGUUAAUGCAUCCAUUACAAGCUCUAAGUUAUGGCAGCACGUGUCUGUUCUAAAACUACAUACAAACAUGAGACUUCAUAACCCCUCUCUAGAUGCAACCCAACGUGUUGAAAUUGAAUCGUUUGGCAAGUGGAUCUUAUCUAUUGGUGAUGGGACUAUUGCUGCCGAGCAAAGGGGAGAGGAACGUGAGGCUUCGUGGAUUACAAUUCCUGAUGAUCUGUUAGUGCACACCGACGGUGAUAAGACUGCUGCCCUUGUGGUAGAGGUGUUUCCAGAUUUUAUUAUGAAUUACAAAAAUCCUGAAUAUUUGGCCACACGUGCUAUUGUCUGUCCUAACAACCAAGAUGCUGAUGACAUAAACGAUUAUAUCGUCAAACUGGUCCCUGGAGACGAUGUUCAGUAUCUUAGCUGCGACACAAUAUCUAAAUCAACUGAACAUAUACCUGAUUUUGAUGUCUUGAUUUGGGAGUUCAACGAUCUUCAAGAUGAAACAAAGCUGCUGCAUACUGAUCUGGUGUUGCUCGAUGAAGAGAAUUACCUCAACGCGUUUACAGCACACUGCUUCUCUAGGAUUUUGUUUAUUCUUGUAGUGACUGAUCUUGCUGACUCGUUCUACAACAUAUGCUAA